GAACAUGCUUCACCCGUUUCUGAAUUGUGUACACCAGCAUUAAGUGCUGUUUCAAAACCAGAGCCCCCAAGUACCUCUAAAAGGCCUUUCUCACAAUGCGACCCAUCUUCUAAUGCUCUAACUGAAGUGAAUGGGAAGCUGAUGAUGGUUAUAUGUCCCGUUUGCAACCACCACUUAAAAUUUAAUUUGCAUUUAGAUGACUGUCUCAGUCGACAAGCAGUUUCUGAAGCCGUUCGUCAGACAUAUUUAAGUGAAACGAAUACUACUACUGAAAUGGCAAAUCAAAGUCUUCCUCUUUCCAAAGACGAUUGCCUCGAAAACGAAAGUCCAAUGGGCCUCUUGAUAGAUACUUGCGACUGCUAUGAUCAAAUGAGGAGAAAACAUGUAGCCCCCUAA
Messenger RNA from Protopolystoma xenopodis, 396 nucleotides. Lineage: Eukaryota; Metazoa; Platyhelminthes; Monogenea; Polystomatidea; Polystomatidae. The record is from the annotation of a GenBank genome assembly.